Lachancea dasiensis is the source of this 1236-nucleotide messenger RNA. The record is from the annotation of a GenBank genome assembly. Lineage: Eukaryota; Fungi; Ascomycota; Saccharomycetes; Saccharomycetales; Saccharomycetaceae.
AUGUCAAAAGUCAAAGUGAAGAAUCCCAUCGUGGAGAUGGAUGGCGAUGAGCAAACCCGCAUUAUUUGGCACCUCAUCCGAGAAAAAUUGGUUAUACCAUUCCUGGACAUUGACUUACGCUACUAUGACUUAUCCAUAGAAAAUCGCGAUGCUACUGAAGAUCAAGUAACGAUUGAUUCGGCUAUUGCAACCCAGAAAUAUGGCGUGGCUGUGAAAUGCGCUACUAUUACCCCGGAUGAAGCAAGGGUUGAGGAGUUCAAGCUGAAAAAAAUGUGGAAAUCACCCAACGGCACGAUCAGGAAUAUUUUAGGCGGAACAGUGUUUCGAGAGCCAAUUGUCAUUCCAAAAAUACCCAGGCUUGUCUCAAAGUGGACUGAUCCCAUCAUCAUUGGACGGCAUGCAUUUGGUGACCAGUACAAAGCUACCGACGUAGUCAUUCCCGGCGAGGGGGAGCUGAGGCUGGUAUUCAAGUCCAAAAAUGGAGAUCAGGACUUAGAUUUGAGCGUAUUCCACUUUCCGGAGACAGGCGGCGUGGGCCUAGCAAUGUAUAACACAGUAGAAUCGAUCGAAGGGUUUGCCCGGGCCAGUUUUGAAUUGGCCAUACAGCGAAAGUUGCCGCUCUACUCCACGACGAAAAACACAAUCUUGAAGAAGUAUGAUGGCAUGUUCAAGGAUGUUUUCGAAGAAAUGUUCAAUUCGCGUUACAAAGGAGAAUUCGCGAAACUCGGAAUAUGGUAUGAGCAUCGGUUGAUCGAUGACAUGGUGGCUCAAAUGUUAAAAUCUACAGGUGGGUUUAUUAUUGCCAUGAAAAAUUACGAUGGAGAUGUGCAAUCUGAUAUUGUAGCUCAAGGUUUCGGCUCGUUGGGGUUGAUGACCUCUGUCCUUGUUUCUCCCGACGGCAAGGCUUUUGAGAGCGAAGCAGCCCAUGGUACUGUCACCAGGCACUAUCGACUUCAUCAACAGGGGAAAGAAACCUCCACAAAUUCCAUCGCAUCUAUAUUUGCGUGGACCAGGGGACUAAUUAAAAGAGGCAGGUUGGAUGACACGCCAGAUGUCGUAAAGUUCGCAGAACUGCUAGAAAAGGCUACUAUUGCCACCGUCCAAGAGGAUGACAUCAUGACCAAAGAUUUGGCGCUAAUGCUGGACAAGACAGAGCGGUCAAGCUACGUUACCACUGAAGAGUUCAUCGAAGCGGUCGAAAGGCGCCUUAGUAGUGGCUUGGAGGCGCGCAGGUAA